UCGAGUCGGUGGAGUUAAGAUGGCGGUGCGGGGAUUGUUGUAGGAGCUUGUUGGAUGUUUCGGCUCACGUUUGAAGAGAAUUUGGAAUGAAAUAACACAACCAGACUUGAGAAAGUGCUAAAAGACUCAAUCAAAGAGAUACCUUUCCCCGUUUUUGUGCUUUAUUCCGGAUUUAAAUCAUGACCUCUAUUCACUUCGUUGUGCACCCGUUGCCAGGGACUGAGGACCAGCUCAAUGACAGGCUUCGCGAAGUGUCCGAAAAACUUAACAAAUACAACUGUAACAGUCACCCACAGCUUAACUUGCUGGAGCAGGCCACGCUUAAGCAGUGCGUAGUCGGACCAAACCACGCUGGCUUCCUGCUUGAGGACGGACGGAUCUGCAGGAUAAGCUUCGCCGUGCAGCCAGAUCGCCUGGAACUGGGCAAGCCGGACGGAAACGAUGGUUCAAAGUUGAGCAGUGGCUCAGGGACAGGAAGGACCUCCAGGCCAGGUAGGACUAGUGAUCCGCCCUGGUUCCUGUCUGGUUCUGACACUUUGGGCCGACUGGCAGGCAACACCCUUGGGAGCCGCUGGAGUUCAGGAGUAGGUGGAGGAGGUGGAGCCAGCGGGGGCAGUGGGGGUGGAGGGACCGGAGGAGGCGGGAGUAACAGUGGAGGAGGCGGAGGGGCUAGCGGAGGCGGAGGAGCGUCUUCUGGUAGAUCAAGUGCCGCAGCCCGCGAUUCGCGGAGACAGACACGCGUGAUCCGCACGGGCCGGGACCGAGGGUCAGGACUGCUGGGGAGCCAGCCGCAACCCGUCAUACCGGCAUCCGUCAUUCCUGAGGAGCUCAUCUCUCAGGCCCAAGUGGUCCUGCAAGGGAAAUCGAGGAGCGUCAUCAUCCGCGAGCUGCAGCGCACCAACCUAGACGUCAACCUGGCCGUGAACAACCUGCUGAGCCGAGACGACGAAGAUGGGGACGACGGCGAUGACACGGCCAGCGAAUCCUACCUACCUGGAGUGCGCUCUCUUACAGAAGACCUGAUGUCGCUGCUGGAUGCCGACAUUCACUCAGCACACCCCAGCGUCAUCAUCGACGCAGACGCCAUGUUCUCAGAGGACAUCAGCUACUUCGGCUACCCGUCCUUCCGGCGCUCGUCGCUGUCACGCCUUGGCUCUUCACGAGUUCUCCUUCUUCCCCUAGAGCGCGAAAACGAACUGAUGCGCGAGCGUGAGUCUGUGCUAAGGCUCCGCGAGAGGCGUUGGCUGGACGGUGCGUCCUUCGAUGCAGAACGCGGCUCGACCAGCCGGGACGGAGAACCCAGCCUGGACAAGAAGAGCGUCCCCUUGCAGAGCCCCGUGUCUUUGGGAGAGGAGCUGCAGUGGUGGCCUGAUAAGGACGGCGUGAGGUUUGUAAGCAUCGGGGCAAUGUUCUCCGAGCUCGUGGCCAUCAGCUCCAAGGGUGAACUCUACCAGUGGAAGUGGAACGAACCAGAACCAUACAGAAACUCACAAAAUCCUUCAGUCCAUCACCCUCGCGUGUCCUUUCUCGGCCUGAGCAAUGAGAAGAUCACGCUCUUGUCUGCUAACAGUAUUCGGGCCACGGUGGCUACCGAGUCCAACAAGGUGGCGACGUGGGUGGAUGACACGCUGAGUUCAGUAGCGUGUAAGCUGGAACACGGGGCUCAGACCUUCCCGGAGCUGCAGGGUGAACGCAUCGUGUCUCUGCACUGCUGCUCUCUGUACACCUGCGCCCAGCUCGAGACCAGCCUCUACUGGUGGGGUGUCGUGCCUUUCAGUCAACGCAAAAAGAUGCUUGAGAAGGCCAGGGCUAAGAACAAGAAGCCCAAAUCCAGCGCUGGAAUCGCCUCCAUUCCCAACAUUACAGUGGGCACUCAGGUGUGUUUGAGGAACAAUCCCCUGUAUCACGCAGGUGCCGUGGCCUUCUCUGUGAACGCCGGCGUCCCCAAGGUCGGUGUAUUGCUCGAGUCCGUGUGGAAUAUGAACGACAGCUGUCGCUUUCAGUUACGAUCUCCUGAAAGCCUGAAGAACAUGGAGAAGAGCUCCAAGGCCCAAGAGACCAAGGCGGAAAUCAAACCUGAAAUGGUCAAAACCGAGAUGGGUCCACCCCCGUCUCCGGCGUCCACGUGCAGCGAUACGUCCUCCAUCGCCAGCAGUGCCUCUCUGCCUUACAAACGGAGGCGCUCCACACCGGCGCCCAAAGAGGAGGAGAAGGUCAACGAAGAGCAGUGGCCUCUGCGCGAGGUCGUAUUUGUGGAGGAUGUUAAAAAUGUCCCAGUAGGGAAGGUGCUAAAAGUCGAUGGUGCAUAUGUUGCUGUGAAAUUUCCAGGGACGUCGAGCAGCGUGAGCAGCCAGAGUGCAGCUCCCACUGACUCUGACCCGUCCUCACUCCUGCAGGACUGCAGGCUGCUCCGAAUCGAUGAGCUACAGGUUGUUAAAACUGGUGGAACUCCUAAAGUUCCAGACUGUUUUCAGCGCACACCUAAAAAACUUUGUAUUCCAGAAAAGGCUGAAAUUUUAGCUGUGAAUGUUGACUCCAAAGGAGUCCAUGCUGUUCUCAAAACAGGAAGUUGGGUCCGGUACUGUAUUUUCGACUUGGCCACUGGUAAAGCCGAGCAAGAGAAUCAUUUCCCUACAAGUAACCUGGCCUUUCUGGGCCAAAGCGAGCGUAAUGUGGCCAUCUUCACUGCUGGCCAGGAGAGCCCCAUCAUCCUACGUGAUGGCAACGGCACCAUUUACCCCAUGGCCAAAGACUGCAUGGGUGGCAUCCGAGACCCUGAUUGGCUGGACCUUCCACCUAUUGCUAGUUUGGGAAUCGGAGUUCACUCACUCGCCAACCUGCCCAAUAACUCCACAAUCAAGAAGAAAGCUGCCGUCAUCAUCAUGGCAGUAGAGAAGCAGACAUUGAUGCAGCACGUGUUGCGCUGCGAUUACGAAGCGUGUCGGCAGUACCUGGUGGGUUUAGAGCAGGCCGUGCUCUUGGAACAGAACCCUCAUGCACUUGGCGCUCUGCUCGGCCAUCGGUGCGACGGAAACAGGAACCUCCUGCACGCCUGCGUCUCCGUCUGCUUUCCCAUCAGCAACAAAGAGACCAAGGAGGAAGAAGGUCAGAUUAAGAGAUUAAUGAUGAUGAUGAUAAAAGUGUAUGAAUUGGUUUUAUCUGUCGUAACUCUGUGCUGUGUUACAGAAGCCGAACGUUCGGAAAGAAACACCUUUGCCGAGCGGCUAUCUGCAGUCGAAGCCAUCGCCAAUGCCAUUUCAGUGGUAUCCAGCAAUAGCUCUGGAAACAGGACCGGAUCAUCCAGCAAUCGCGGACUGCGUCUCCGAGAGAUGAUGAGGCGCUCUCUCCGAGCAGCCUCGAUGGGCCGACACGAAUCAGGCCCCUCCUCUAGUGACCACCAGGACCCGGUGUCACCACCCAUCGCCCCGCCUAGCUGGGUGCCAGACCCUCCUCCCAUGGAUCCUGAGAGCGACAUUGAUUUCAUCCUGGCCCCUGCAGUCAGUUCGCUCACCACGGCGUCAUCCGGCCCCAGUCAGGGUCCGAGCACAUCCACCAUUCCGGGCCCGUCAUCCGAAGCGUCCGUAGUGGAGAGCAAAGACCGCAAGGCCAACGCUCACCUGAUCCUCAAGCUGAUGUGCGACAGCGUUGUCCUGAGACCUCAUCUACGGGACCUGCUCUCUGCAAAGGACGCUCGAGGCAUGACUCCGUUCAUGUUAGCCGUCAGUGGGAGGGCAUACCCAGCAGCCAUCACUGUCCUGGAGGCAGCCCAAAAAAUAGCCAAGGCAGAGUCCAGUAUCGGGGACAAGGACAUCGUGAACUCCGUGUUUAUGGAAAUGAUCUGUCCUGCCGGGACAAACCCUGACGACUCACCUCUCUACGUGCUUUGCUGUAACGACACUUGUAGCUUCACCUGGACCGGGGCUGAGCACAUCAACCAGGACAUCUUCGAGUGCAGGACAUGUGGUCUGCUGGAGUCUCUGUGUUGCUGUACCGAGUGUGCCAGAGUUUGCCACAAAGGCCAUGAUUGCAAGCUUAAGAGAACCUCUCCCACUGCGUACUGUGACUGCUGGGAGAAGUGCAAGUGUAAAACCCUGAUCGCUGGGCAGAAAGCAGCUCGUCUGGAUCUGCUCUAUAGGCUGCUGACCACCACCAACCUAGUGACCAGUCCCAACAGCAGGGGUGAGCACAUCUUGCUGUUCCUGGUACAGACAGUCGCAAGGCAGAGCGUCGAGCACUGUCAGUACCGGCCGCCCCGUAUCAGAGAGGACCGGAACCGCAAGGCUGUUAACGCAGAAGACUCUGACAUGCCGGAUCAUGACCUUGAGCCUCCACGCUUUGCCCAGCUGGCUCUGGAGCGUGUGCUGCAGGACUGGAACGCUCUUAAGUGCAUGAUAAUGUUUGGCUCGCAGGAGAACAAAGAUCCACUGAGUGCGAGCAGCCGAAUUGCUCAUCUCUUGCCUGAGGAGCAGAUGUACCUGAACCAGCAAAGUGGAACAAUCAGGCUGGACUGCUUCACUCACUGCCUCAUCGUCAAGUGUGCUCCAGACCUCACUUUUAUCGACACACUACUGGGAACACUGGUAAAAGAACUGCAGAACAAAUACACCCCGGGUCGCAGAGACGAGGCCAUCUGUGUCACACGUCGCUUCCUGCGCUCUGUCGCCAGGGUUUUCGUCAUCCUUAGCGUCGAGAUGGCUUCAUCCAAGAAGAAAAACAACUUCGUCCCGCAGCCCAUAGGGAAGUGCAGGCGUGUUUUCCAGGCCCUGCUGCCUUACGCCGUCGAGGAGUUGUGUAACGUCGCCGAGUCUCUGAUCGUGCCGGUGCGCAUGGGCAUCGCCAGGCCGACGGCUCCAUUUACGCUGGCCAGCACCAGCAUCGACGCUGUACAGGGCAGCGAGGAGCUUUUCUCUGUGGAGCCGCUUCCCCCACGGCCAUCACCGGAUCAGUCCAACAAUUCCAGCCAGUCAGCUUCCUCUUACAUCAUCAGGAACCCUCAACCUCGGCGCAGCAGCCAAUCACAGACUGCACGUGGACGAGACGAGGAGCAGGACGACAUUGUGUCUGCUGAUGUCGAGGAGGUGGAGGUAGUGGAGGGAGUCGCAGGGGAGGAAGAUCACCAUGACGACCAGGAGGAGCAGGGGGAGGAGCCUGCAGAAGCUGAGGGACAACAUGAUGAGCACGACGAGGACGGAAGCGACAUGGAGCUCGAUCUGCUGGCUGCCGCAGAGACGGAGAGCGACAGUGAAAGUAACCACAGCAACCAGGACAAUGCAAGCGGGCGCCGUAGUGUCGUCACGGCAGCGACGGCCGGUUCCGAAGCAGGUGCGAGCAGCGUGCCUGCCUUCUUCUCCGAGGACGACUCCCAGUCGAACGACUCGAGCGACUCAGACAGCAGCAGCAGCCAGAGUGAUGACGCAGAUCAGGAGACGUACCUCCUGGAUGAACCGCUCGAGAGGACCACGGGUUCCGCCCAUGCCAACAGCGCCGCUCAGGCCCCACGCUCCAUGCAGUGGGCGGUGCGCACCACUCCUAGCCAGCGCCCGGGCGGGGGCGCCCCCACCAGCUCCUCCACUCCUGCAGCGAGCUCCGCAGGCCUCAUCUACAUCGAUCCGUCUAACCUGCGCCGCAGCAGCGCCAUUAGCACCAGCGCAGCAGCCGCCGCCGCAGCCCUGGAGGCCAGCAACUCCAGCAGCUACCUGACGUCUGCCAGCAGCCUGGCACGAGCCUACAGUAUCGUCAUCCGCCAGAUUUCUGACCUCAUGAGCCUCAUCCCCAAAUACAACCACCUGGUUUACUCACAGUACCCCGCUGCCGUGAAACUCACCUAUCAGGAUGCAGUCAACCUACAGAACUAUGUGGAGGAGAAGUUGGUCCCGACAUGGAACUGGAUGGUGUCCAUCAUGGACUCAACGGAGGCUCAGCUGCGCUAUGGCUCGGCCCUGUCCUCUGCAGGAGACCCCGGACACCCGAGCCACCCGCUGCAUGCCUCACAGCACUCCGGCCGCAGGGAGCGCAUGACCGCACGUGAAGAGGCCAGCCUGCGAACGCUGGAGGGACGCAGGCGCGCAGCUACUUUGUUGACUGCUCGUCAAGGCAUGAUGUCAGCGCGCGGAGACUUUCUGAACUACGCGCUCUCCCUGAUGCGCUCCCAUAACGACGAGCACUCUGACGUCCUGCCCGUUUUGGAUGUGUGCUCGCUGAAACACGUGGCCUACGUCUUCCAGGCUCUUAUUUACUGGAUUAAAGCCAUGAACCUACAGACCACGCUGGACACUUCACAGAUGGACAGGAAAAGGAACCGUGACCCAUUGGAACUUGCGUUGGACAAUGAGGACUCUGAGCAUGAGAAUGAUGACGACACCAAUCAGAGCUCCACCCUUCAAGAUAAGGAGGAGGAUCCUGUCCCUUCAGAAACCGGUCAGCACCACCCAUUCUUCCGUCGCUCCGACUCCAUGACCUUCCUCGGCUGCAUUCCGCCAAAUCCCUUCGAAGUCCCCGUGGCCGAGGCCAUCCCUCUGGCUGACCAGCCUCACUUGCUACAGCCGAAUGCUAGAAAGGAGGACCUGUUCGGGCGUCCGAGUCAGGGUCUUUACUCAUCCUCCUACAUGGCAAGCAAAGGUCUCUCAGAGCUCACUGUGGAUAUGAACUGCUUACAGAUUCUGCCCACCAAAAUGUCCUAUUCAGCCAAUAUGAAAAAUGUCAUGAGUAUGGAGUCUCGGCAGAGGGGCGGAGACGAGCAGCAGACGAUAACGCAGGACAUAGACGUCUCGAAGCCCGGCCCCUCCCCCCAUGACCUUGCCGCCCAGUUAAAGAGCAGCCUCCUCGCAGAGAUCGGACUGACCGAGAGCGAAGGCCCACCCCUUCCUACUUUCAUUCCUCACUGUAGCUUCAUGGGGAUGGUGAUCUCUCACGACAUGCUGCUGGGCCGGUGGCGUCUCUCCCUCGAGCUCUUCGGCCGUGUCUUUAUGGAGGAUGUUGGGGCUGAACCUGGAUCUAUCCUGACGGAGCUGGGUGGUUUCGAGGUGAAGGAGUCGAAGUUCCGACGGGAGAUGGAGAAGCUGCGGAACCUGCAGUCUCGCGACCUGGCUCUGGAGGUCGACCGCGAUCGCGACCAGCUUAUCCAGCAGACCAUGCGACAGCUCAACACGCACUUCGGGCGCCGUUGCACCAGCACGCCCAUGGCUGUGCACCGCGUCAAGGUCACGUUCAAGGACGAGCCUGGCGAGGGCAGCGGCGUGGCACGCAGCUUCUACACAGCCAUCGCGCAGGCGUUCCUGUCCAACGACAAACUGCCCAACCUCGACUGCGUACAGAGCGUCAGCAAGGGCAUGCAGGCUAGCAAUUUGAUGCAGCGCUUGAGAAACCGAGACCGGGAGAGGGAGAGGAGGAGUGGUGGCCUGAGGGCAGGAUCCAGAAGAGACCGUGACAGGGACUCUCGCAGGCAGCUGUCCAUUGACACCAGGCCGUUCCGUCCUGCCUCGGAGGGGAACCCGAGUGACGAGCCGGACCCGCUGCCUGCUCACAGGCAGGCUUUAGGGGAGCGUCUCUACCCUCGGGUCCAUGCCAUGCAGCCAGCGUUUGCCAGUAAAAUCACAGGCAUGUUGCUGGAGCUUUCACCUGCUCAGCUGCUGCUGCUCCUGGCCAGUGAGGAUUCCCUCCGAGCUCGUGUAGAGGAGGCCAUGGAGCUUCUCAUCACACACGGGAGGGAAAACGGUGCCGACAGCAUACUGGAUCUCGGUCUUCUCGACGCUCCAGAGAAAGCACAGCAGGAGAACAGGAAGAGACAUGCUUCCACCCGCAGUGUGGUGGACAUGGAGCUGGACGAUACGGAUGACGGCGACGAUAACGCGCCCCUGUUUUACCAGCCUGGAAAGAGGGGCUUCUACUCCCCCCGGCCUGGGAAAAACUCUGAGGCCAGACUUAACUGCUUCCGCAACAUCGGCAGAAUACUCGGCUUGUGUCUGUUGCAGAAUGAACUUUGCCCCAUCACCCUGAACAGGCACGUCAUCAAAGUGCUGCUGGGUAGAAAGGUGAACUGGCAUGACUUUGCGUUUUUUGACCCGGUGAUGUACGAGAGUUUGCGACAGCUCAUCCGCCACUCGCAGUCGAGCGAGGCCGAGGCGGUGUUCGCUGCCAUGGACCUCGCCUUCGCCAUCGACUUGUGCAAGGAGGAAGGAUCCGGACAGGUGGAGCUGUUGGCUGGCGGCGGCAGCAUGCCCGUGACUCCUCAGAACGUGUACGAGUAUGUGAGGAAGUACGCUGAACACAGGAUGCUGGUUGUAGCAGAGCAGCCUCUGCAUGCCAUGAGGAAGGGCCUCCUGGACGUGCUUCCUAAGAAUGCUCUGGAGGACCUCACAGCCGAAGACUUCAGGCUACUCGUCAACGGCUGCGGCGAGGUCAACGUGCAGAUGCUCAUCAGCUUCACCUCCUUCAACGAUGAAUCUGGUGAAAACGCAGAGAAGUUGCUGCAGUUUAAACGCUGGUUUUGGUCCAUUGUGGAGAAAAUGAGCAUGACUGAGAGGCAGGAUCUGGUAUAUUUCUGGACGUCCAGCCCGUCCCUACCAGCCAGCGAAGAAGGUUUUCAGCCGAUGCCGUCCAUCACUAUCAGGCCCCCGGACGACCAGCACCUCCCCACGGCCAACACGUGCAUCUCGCGCCUCUACGUUCCGCUUUACUCCUCGAAACAGAUCCUGAAACAGAAGCUUCUCCUCGCCAUCAAGACCAAGAACUUCGGCUUUGUGUAGAGGGUGACGACGAGUGUUUACUUACAUGUUGUGUAAUAUUAUUAUUACUAGUUCCAUUUUUGUAGAUUUUUUUGUCUAUACAGUUUUAUGAAAUUUAAAAGAAAGUGCUGUCCCAUCCUUGGCGGUAUUAGAAUUCACCCCUCAUCCAAUCUCCUUCCCCUCCCUUUUUGUUUUCUUUUUUUUUUUUUGUAAUUUUUUUGCAGUCUGGGUUGUGAAGGAGGACGCCAUAUUGUUCUCAUUUCGUUUUUUAUUUCCGUUAUUUCUGUUUUUCUUCCCCCCCCUUCACAAGUAUAUAAUGUACAUUCCUGCAUUGGCUCCAUUGGCUCGAACUGUAACUCCCGAGGAAAAACCCGGCCCGACAGCAAACUGUCGGCCCCCGCAGCCAAAGAUGACAGCAGAUGUAUUUAAGAAAAAAAAAAAAGGAAGAUUUCACUGUGAUUAUGCAUUUGUUUUUCCCCUUCAUUGCCCUGAACAUAAACAUUAUGACUGAGAGUUCACUGCUGCCUUUGUGGAAAAAGUCAGUUUUUCUUGUAUAGGGGGCGUAGGGAAUUUCAAAAUAAACUUGGAUGCAAACCAUUAA
Molecule: messenger RNA, 9324 nt
Organism: Clarias gariepinus (North African catfish)
Lineage: Eukaryota; Metazoa; Chordata; Actinopteri; Siluriformes; Clariidae
Gene: ubr5
Product: ubiquitin protein ligase E3 component n-recognin 5
Exons: 57
Coding region: 180-8744 (2854 amino acids)
Biological process (GO): protein polyubiquitination; DNA damage response; regulation of double-strand break repair
Cellular component (GO): nucleus
Molecular function (GO): RNA binding; zinc ion binding; ubiquitin-protein transferase activity
Source: RefSeq, a predicted model, not a curated record